Messenger RNA from Phycomyces blakesleeanus NRRL 1555(-), 2307 nucleotides. RefSeq lists its product as hypothetical. Lineage: Eukaryota; Fungi; Mucoromycota; Mucoromycetes; Mucorales; Phycomycetaceae. Gene Ontology annotation, molecular function: protein binding. The record is from RefSeq and is a predicted model, not a curated record. The coding region runs from base 1 to 1953 and encodes 650 amino acids. Gene Ontology annotation, cellular component: transcription repressor complex; nucleus. The transcript is spliced from 10 exons. Gene Ontology annotation, biological process: negative regulation of transcription by RNA polymerase II.
AUGCCAAAGGACGACGCAACCACGCCAGCACGUCCUCAACGACCAAAUCAGAGCAUGACAUCCACUUCGCGUGACAUAAGUUUCUCUUACGAUGCCUUCACCUCAAAUCCUGUCGUGUCUGUUGCGCGGGAACGAGCUGUAGGAAUGGCCCAGUCUGCUCGCGAAUGGCUUUCUCCAACAAUGCCUGAUUGGCGUGCGCCUCUGUCCCAACUCGAGUCACUGACGACAGUAAUGUUCAAUCCUUUGGCUGCCCAUCCUGUCUAUCGCAGCGAGUCAAUGGCAAAAGCCAUGCAGCUUAUGCACCAGCAACAACUCCAACAACAACGUUCGUCUGGUUCGUCUUCUUCAUCCUCAGCUUCCUCUUCAUCGUCAUCCAUUUCGACCAAAAAACAAAUCGCCUGGCCGUCAAGUGCUGUCCUGCUGCAGGCCGAAAUACCCGAGUCAAGUGCGCCACUUUCCUUAUUCCAGGGCUUCUCGGCUGCAUAUCCCUCAUUUACUAAUGGACCUGCCAAAAAACAGCGGCAUAAACGCAAGAAACAAUCCGGAACACCAAAAUCAUCUGCUCAAAAAGCUGCCACAAAGGCCUCACGUUCAAUGGCACAACUGAUUGCAGAGCGAGAAAAACGAGCAAGAGAGAGUGAUCGGUUAGAGAUGCAAAAGGCUUCUACGACUAAUGAAGUGCUUCAAUUAAACCUUCAAAUCGAAGAAUUGAUCAAUAAACGUAAAUUGCUCGAGGCGAAAUGGGCCAAACUGGAAUCAAAGGAUCGACAUCUCAGGGCAAGCAUCGAAGAAAUCAACGAUGCUAUGGCUGCUAUUGAGGAUGAAGGUCGUGAUGACGGAAGUGUAAGAAGCAGAAGAGGGCGAUCAAUCAAGGAAGAGGAGGAGUCUGAAGAGGAGAUGGAAAGCGGGACAUGUUUCAAGACCUUUGAGGGACAUGAUGAACGUAUCCUGUCUUUGGAUUUCAACCAUCCCCAAGGUAUUAUGGUAUCUUCUUCUAUGGAUGGUACAGUGCGUGUGUGGGACCUGCACCGUAGUCGAUGUUUGGGUACAUUGGAAGGUCAUACCAGCCUUGUGCGAUGUCUCCAACUGGACAACACUCGGCUGAUUACUGGAUCUGACGAUGGAACGAUCAAACAUUGGGACCUUUCUGCUGUUGCUGCACCAUCUCCUUCUUCUGUCAGUUCUUUCUCGGUUUAUUCGAGUGAACCAAGCUCACCCACCUUGUCGGCAUACACAACAACCCAGGAUGAUAUCAUUCCUCUUCCAAGUGAAUGUUAUCUUGGGGCCUUUGAAGGACAUUCUGCAGAAGUAACGGCUCUUUAUGCAGAUGAAGACACGGCAGUAUCAGGAUCCAAUGACAAGACGAUGAAGCAAUGGGAUCUUGAGACAAGACAGUGUGUCUUGACUCUGGAUGUGAUGUGGGCAAGCAAAAGUGCUGAAGGAACAAAUUCUUGGAGCUCCUUUGAUCGCUGGUCGCUCGAUAGCCUUCAGCAAAGUCUGUUUGAGCCUGCUAGUGAUUUUGUAGGUGCACUGCAGUUCUGGAACUUUGCUUUGGCAAGUGGUACUCUGGAUGGCAAGAUCCGGAUGUGGGAUUUGAGAACAGGUCAAACCCACCGUACACUCCCCGGUCACAAUGGUCCGGUUACAUCGUUGCAAUUUGAUGAAGUCCACCUUGUUAGUGGCAGUACAGAUAAAACUAUUCGGAUUUGGGAUUUACGAACCGGCUCUGUAUUUGAUACCCUUUCGUACUCUGGUCCUGUAACAAGUCUCCAGUUCGAUUCAGGAAAGAUUGUUAGUGCUGGAAGUACACCGUCUAUUGAUGUCUAUAACCGUACAUCUUUCCAACACAACUCUCUGACUGGACAUACAGGUGCAGUAAACUCUGUCCGGUUCCGCAAAAAUGUACUGGCAAGUGGUGGAAAAGACAAGGUGGUUAAGUUAUGGACACUUUAGAGUAUAUAUAUAUAUAUAUAUAUAUAUAUAUAAGGAAGAAAGAAAGAUAAUAAGAGGAAGGAGGAUGAGGGAGGUUUCGCAUCUUGAUUGGGUUUGUUUUCUUGUAUUGAAGAAGAAGAAGAAGAAAAAAACUCGGCUUUAGAUGAAUUUGUAAAUUAAGUUAAAAUAGAAACCAUUAGUUUUUUUUUAUUAUUUUUUAUUAUUAUUUAUUAGUAUUAUUUCUUUUCACACACUACACACAUUAUACACACAUUCAGUAUAUACACAAUUUUUUUAGUAACAAUUAUCAUUGUUUCUAUAUACAAAUGAAAAUACUUGAUAAAAAAUAAAUAAGAAAAAGAGACAUUAUUGAUC